AUGUCAGGAGCUGAAGUGAUAGGCAUCAUCUCGGGAAUCAUCGCUAUACUCGACGUCUCUCACAAAGUCUACAGAGCCGUCGAGGACGCCUCGGGCCUGCCGCCGUCCUUUCGUGACGUGGGCUCGCGGCUCCCGCUCGUCCAGGAUAGCCUCCGGGCGGCAUACAGGGGCCUGGCCGAGGACCACGUUGCGCCCGAAUGCUCCGGCGCCCUCAAGACGGUCCUCGAAGGCUGCAAACUCAAGGCCGCCGGGCUCGAGAGAAUAUUCCGGGCUACCAUCCCGCCCGUCGGGGCGUCGAGGACGACCAAAUAUCUCAAAGCCCUCAGGACAAUCCCCAACGCCACAAAGGUCGAGGGCCUGAUGGAUGGCAUCAUGAGCGAUCUGCAUGUCCUGACGGCGAAUCAUGCCGUCAAGACGGCGACGAGAGCGCAGAUAAUGAAGCUCAUGGCGGCGGUUGACAUGGAUAACGGUGGCGGCUUCUAUGAGGACAAGUCGUCGGUAGUCUUGCAUAAUCUAGGAUCGGGAUCACAGUUUGUUCACAGGGGGGUUGGGAACCAGAACAUGACGAGCGGAACGGGAUUGCAGUUCAACGGCGCCAUGACCGGCGACUUUUAUCUUGCUCGAGGCUAG
Molecule: messenger RNA, 630 nt
Organism: Hirsutella rhossiliensis
Lineage: Eukaryota; Fungi; Ascomycota; Sordariomycetes; Hypocreales; Ophiocordycipitaceae
Exons: 1
Coding region: 1-630 (209 amino acids)
Source: RefSeq, a predicted model, not a curated record